AACCUAAAUUAUGAUCAUUACAUGAGCCGCCAGUUUUCGCAAGAACAAUGGAAGAUAAUAACAAUAAUACAUCGAUCGACAUGGAAGAAGACCCAGCAGUAGUAGAGUUUGAGGAAGAACAAGACAACAUCGACGAUGAAGAAGAAGAUGAAGAUGACGAUGAUUAUGAAGAAGAGGAAGAGGAAGAUGAUGAUGAUGAUGAUUAUGAAGACGAAGAAGUGGAAGAGUUGAUAUCGUCCAAUGAGUGUGAGCCAGUGAUAAAAAAGAACGGUGGUGGUGGUGAUGAUGAAGAAAAGAAUGAGACGAAGAGAGACGAGUUUGAUGUUUGCUCUAUUUGCCUUGAAAGUUGGACUAGUGGUGGAGAUCAUCGAAUUUGCUGUCUUCCUUGUGGGCAUAUAUAUGGAAUGUCAUGCAUUAGAAAGUGGCUCGUAUGGUGUCAAAGUGAUGGGAAGUGCCCUAAGUGCAAAAGCUUAUGCACAUUGAAGGAUAUUAGAGUUCUUUAUGCAACUCGGCUUUGUGUUGCCGAUGAAAAGCCACACGAGGCUUCUACUAUCAACUUCCCAUACACCAGAGAGGGUUUUAAUGAAUUUCAGCAGUAUGUAUUUUCUUGCAUGGAUGAAUUGAAGCAGCGUGCGGAAGAUUUUGAUUCACGUUUGCAUAUUUUGCAGCAAAUAUGCGACGAGCUUAGGGCGCAGGCACCAGAGAACAGUCGGUAGUUUGAUGCUUUGCACAAUCUAGUGUGCGUUUUGGGAAUGAAUUAAGGACCGAGAAAUAUUAUGCAUGCAUUGCAUUGCUAUGUUCUAGUUAUGUUUUUAAUAUUAACUGCAUGGGGAAUUUUGUACAUCUUUAAUAGCUGGUUAUGGAGGAAAAAAGGAAAGAUUCAUUGCAAA
Molecule: messenger RNA, 890 nt
Organism: Helianthus annuus (common sunflower)
Lineage: Eukaryota; Viridiplantae; Streptophyta; Magnoliopsida; Asterales; Asteraceae
Product: E3 ubiquitin-protein ligase RFWD3
Exons: 4
Coding region: 48-716 (222 amino acids)
Biological process (GO): interstrand cross-link repair; protein ubiquitination
Cellular component (GO): nucleus
Molecular function (GO): ubiquitin protein ligase activity
Source: RefSeq, a predicted model, not a curated record